AUGGCUUCCCUUACUAACGUAAAUCCGGCCCUUGCAGCGUACUUGAAUGAGGCAGAUCCAGCUUUUUGGUCUCGGUUUUACUGUCGAGGAGAUAGAUACAACAUCAAGACUAGCAACAAUGCGGAAUCUAUCAACUCCAUGCUAAAGAAAGCCAAAGGUUAUCCCAUCACAUAUCUCAUUGAGUUUAUUACGAAAAAGUUAGGUAGGUGGUAUUGGAAAAGACGAGAGGAUGCACUUAGUCUGACNACCGAAUCUGGAUAUGAGAAGUUGCCUUAUUGUCUUAGAAAAAUAGAGCAGUCAAACUCGGGAAGUGUCAUUGACCUUGUUGUUGAUGACGAGCAUAGGUUUAAGUACCUUUUCCUAUCUUUCGAUGCUUCAAUCCGUGGUUUCAAUUACGUGAGGCGAGUUAUUGUGGUUGAUGGGACCCAUCUCACCGGAAAGUAUAAAGGUGUAUUGCUAGUCGCUUGCGCACAGGAUGGGGCAGCAUAUGCGCAUACGCAUGAUGAUUACAACCGCUACAUGGCUUCCCUUACUAACGUAAAUCCGGCCCUUGCAGCGUACUUGAAUGAGGCAGAUCCAGCUUUUUGGUCUCGGUUUUACUGUCGAGGAGAUAGAUACAACAUCAAGACUAGCAACAAUGCGGAAUCUAUCAACUCCAUGCUAAAGAAAGCCAAAGGUUAUCCCAUCACAUAUCUCAUUGAGUUUAUUACGAAAAAGUUAGAUAUGAUGAUGGUAGAACGCAUUGAUGGUUGGCGUUUCUAUGUUAGGGUGGGCAACAUGACUGUUUGGUUGACUUGGAAGCAAAAUCUUGUUCANGUAUCUUUCGAUGCUUUAAUCCGUGGUUUCAAUUACGUGAGGCGAGUUCUUGUGGUUGAUGGGACCCAUCUCACCGGAAAGUAUAAAGGUGUAUUGCUAGUCGCUUGCGCACAGGAUGUUUCGGAUAGGUGUAGUUCAAUAGCUAAAGCAUGUCGCAAUGUUAUGCCAUUGGCAACACGAGGGAUAUGUUACUACCAUCUUCAACAAAACAUAAUUUCUAAUUUCCGUGGGAAGCAACUGAUGUACUUGGUGAAAGGGGCAGCAUAUGCGCAUACGCAUGAUGAUUACAACCGCUACAUGGCUUCCCUUACUAACGGUGGGCAACAUGACUGUUUGGUUGACUUGGAAGCAAAAUCUUGUUCAUGCGGGGUGUUUGAUGUUGAGAAAAUGCCAUGUUCACAUGCAAUUAAGGCUGUCAAUUCAAGCGGAUGGCAUAUGUCUAUCGUAGUCGAAGCUUACUAUAGAAAAGAUUAUGUUUAUGCGUUGUACGCGGCUACCAUCAUGCCCAAUGUCGGGCACGAUCCAAUUAGGCCAGAUAUCCGAUGUAUACCUCCCAUACCGAAGCGGAAGCCUGGAAGGCAAAAGAAGCCUCGUUGGCUAACAUGGCUAGAACUGUCACGUAAAAAUGGGAGCAAGCCGAGGAAGUCUCACAAGCAAUAUGCUUGUUCAAAAUGCUGA
This is a messenger RNA of Camelina sativa (false flax), 1494 nucleotides long. The record is from RefSeq and is a predicted model, not a curated record. NCBI's taxonomy places the organism in Eukaryota, Viridiplantae, Streptophyta, Magnoliopsida, Brassicales, Brassicaceae.